Molecule: messenger RNA, 1212 nt
Organism: Pestalotiopsis fici W106-1
Lineage: Eukaryota; Fungi; Ascomycota; Sordariomycetes; Amphisphaeriales; Sporocadaceae
Exons: 4
Coding region: 1-1212 (403 amino acids)
Molecular function (GO): protein binding
Source: RefSeq, a predicted model, not a curated record
AUGGCUGGCCCCGCCUCCCCGGGCACCGAAGGCCCCACGUACGAGCCGCCGCAGCUGCCUCCUGGAUGGAUCGCGCAAUGGGACGGCACGAGCAAGAAGUAUUACUUUGUUUCCAUCUCGACCGGCGUCUCUCAGUGGGAAACCCCGAAUCAAGCUGCCCCGGGAGGCACCCCGGCGCAGCAGACGGACCACCCGUUUGGCGUCCCCAAGCCCGAGCUGAUCACCCACCCCGACGGAACGCAGACGAUUAGACAUGCCGAUGGUCGCAUGGAACCCAUUCUGCCUCCUGGUGAUGGUGCAAGAGGUGUUGGAGGAGAGACUGGCGAUCGGUCAAUUGGAAGUUUUGCCUCAAACUUGCUCAUGAACCAGCUCUCGGGCGGAAAGCAAUCGCACGGCGGUAGCAGCGGUAGCAGCAGCGGCGCCGGCAAAUUGGUCGGCGCAUUGGCAUCGAGCCUUUUCAGCAGCGGCAAGAAUGAUCACCAACAGCCUCAAAACUACCACGGCGGGCAGUCGUCUUCAUCGCAGCCGUCUGGUGGCUUCGCCGGAUCGGUAAUGGGCGGAGUAUCCAAUAUGUUUGGUGGCAGCAACCAGAGCCACUCGUCUCAAAACUAUGGCUACUCGAACUCUGGCCAGUCUGGAUCCUACAGCGGCCAAGCGCCCCCGACUUCGUAUCAGCCAAGCGGACAGCCCAGUGCCGCAUACAGCUCACCUCCACCUUCCGGCCACCAGUCGCAGCACUCUCAGCACUCCCAGCACGGCGCACCUUCUUACGGCGCACCUGCACACCAGCAACACGGCACACCAUCGUAUGCGACCCCAACGAGCCAGCAUGGUGCAUCGUACAGCAGCCCAGCCCCGGUCCAACAACAUUCAGGAUAUGGUCACCACAGCCCUGCACCCCAGGGUCAACAUUAUCCCCAGCAGCCGUCCUACGGAUCGUCGGCGCCCGCUCAACACGCGCCAGCUCAACACGUGCCUCAUCAACCAACAUACGGUGGCCAACACCAACAGUACCCCCAGUCUCAACCUAGCUACGGCCAGCCUCAGUAUGGACACAUGCCGGCGCCUCCUCAAGGUGCACCUGCGCCGUAUGGUGGUCAGCAUACAUACGGCCACCAGAGCGGACCGGCCGUGCCAACUGGCAGCCAUCCUCACUACGGCCAACAUGGAGGCCAUCAGCAGCAGGGAAGCUACCACAACAACCAAUGGUAG